UUUUAUUUUUUUAUAUAUUACACAUCGGGUGUCUGAAAUCAUUGGUGACUAAUCCGGAUUCGAAACGUGUGAAAACUGUACAUACUAUGCGAAUACAUAAGCGUGGUUUUCCUGUAGGGUUUUUCUACAAACACGUACGGGUUGCACUCGAUCAAAAUCUAACCUACAUCGAAUAAUUUGUUCAACUUUGAUCAUUAAAUCAUGUCCUUUGAUUAUUCACCAGAACGGUCAACGACGUUGACGAACCCUUGCCUGAGGUUGGCCGACAAUGCUUUGCUCGAGAACGUCAAAACCCGCGGGGCAAACGCCGACAACGCCGCCGUCGUUGGAUAGCCGUGGGAUGUUCCGGACCCUUGUUGGAUCGGGUCCUUGAGUUUGCCGGAUCGGAGAACCUGGAAGAAUUGAAAUCAAGGUUUUCAGCUGCUACGCGAAUUGCUAAUAGUGGUCAAAGCAACGGAGGCUGCCCGGAGAUAUCGUUCGCGACCGGAGUUUGGGUUGACAAACGUUUCAGUUUCAAAGAAUCCUACCAGAAAUGCAUUACGGAUACUUUUAAAUCUCGCCCCAACAUCGAUCCAUGACUUCGUCAAUCAGACUUUGGUGGUCAGCCCGAGGAAGCUGUGAAGGAAAUUAACUCAUGAGUGGAGUCACAGAGCAGGGGCCGUUUUGGAGGCAUCAUUGAAGAAAUUAAACCUUUGACCUCUGUAAUUCUCGCAAAUGUGCUCUACUUCAAAGGAACUUGGUUUGAUGAAUUCGAUGCUGAAUGCAGUGAAGAAAGGGAUUUCUACCUUGACAAUGGAGACAAGAUUCCAGACGUCGUGUUCAUGACUAGCCCAGUUUCCUAUCGGUACGGAUCAUUCUGAGGAUUUCAAAGUCCUCGAAAUCCCGUAUCAAACAGGAAACAAGGAUCAGAAACCCAAGAAGAAUGCUGCACCCACAUUCUCAAUGCAAUUCAUCCUCCCAAAACAGGUAGAUGGCUUGCAGAAUCUACUCGAAAAGUUUGACUCAAAAGGGCUUGAUUUUGAACUGAAAAAGACUUAUCUUGAUGUACUCUGGAUACCUAGAUUCACAUUCUAUUACACCCUCAGAAACAUAAAGAUUUCCGUUCAUGGAUGAAGAAGAAGAUAUGACGGAGAUGUUCGAGGAGGCAGGGCAUCCCUUCUUUCCAAGCAUUGUUCAAAGAGUGUUUGUUGAAGUGAAUGAGGAAGGAACAGAGGCAGUAGCUGUGACUGACAUGGGUUUUUCGCUAGAUUCCGAGGUGAUCGUGCGGGAAUUGAAGACUUUUGUGACUAAUCAUCCUUUCAUGUUCAUCAUCAGAGAGGAUAGAUCUGGAUUGGUUCUGUUUACCGGAGUGGUUAUGAAUCCACUGAAAGAUUGAUCAGCUGGAAUUUUCCUUGUCAAGGGAAUCGCAUUUUGGCUUAGUUUUUUUUUUUUAGUACUCCCUCUGUCCCAAAAUUAUUGUCCAGUUUGAGAUUUCAUUUUUAGUGUAAUUUAAACUAGAAAUGAAAACUCAAACUGGACAAUAAUUAUAGGACGGAAGUAGUACGAGUUUUUGAGGGAUUUCUACAUAUGGGUAUAAUAAGGUUUAUGGUCGACAACAACAUACCCAUUGCAUUUCGAAAGAGACUGUGUUCGUUAUUUUAAAUUUUUAAUCCCUAGCUUAAGGUGCAAAAAGUAGGAAUCAAAUGAAAAGUUAGUAGAUUUAGCUUCAGUAAUUAAUCAAAGAAAAAUGAAUGUGAAGAGGGAGAAAUUUAUCAUAUGAUGAUGGCCAAAUGGGAAAAGAAAAGUUAACUUUGCAUUUGUUUUAUUAUAUUUAGUCCUGGAUAGAUAGAUGAUGAGGUAUCCUAAAACGACCAGAAUAGGCGCAUCAUUCUUCACUUGUUUUCUUCCAUACAUAUUCGUCUCCUACAAGAUUACUCUGGUCCCCAAGGGCUGCUGUCAUUUGAUUCUGGAAAUCUAGAAUUUUUAGAGGUAAAGAAGUUCUACAAGGCUGAAAAGACAGGAAAAGAAUCUUAAGAUAUAACAAGUUGGAUAAAGAAGCAGAAUAACAAUGUAUGGAAAGAAACGCUUUCCAGAAAUUCCAAAAGCCCACCACAUGUAAAAGCAUCAAAACCGCCAACUUUUUAGCCUAAAUGUUGUUACUCUGCGGCAAAUGUACGCACACUUUGGCACCCUCACACAAACUUAGCGUUUAGAAUUUAUAGUGAACACAGGGCUUCAUAUGGUUUUCACCUUAUUUAAUUUCUCUUUAGUUCCUCUUUUCAAUUUCCUAUGUCUAGCUUGAAGCUCAACAAAUUCCUGCCCACAAGGAAGGCUUGGAGGGUCUUCACUCGCAAGCUGCAGACCAAGUUUCCCAGGUUUCAUCAUUCCAAAACUAUCAGAACAACUUCCAAAAGGCAGUGUACUCUUGUCCGGAAGACGAGCACAAAAGGAUCUUUCUGGCCUGCUUUUUGUAUCCAUCGCAAGCUAUUCAAGCCUAAGAAGACUACACGAACGCGCCAUUACCACUCCUACUGCUUCCAGCAAAGGCCUUCUGCUGUAUAUAUCGAUCAGCUGUUUAUCGAGCCUGCAGUUUCGACAGUUCAAGAGUACCUGCCCCCAGACUUGGAGGCUGCAGCAUCAAAACUGCUGUACAAGGAGGAGGAGGAAAUAUGUCAAUCUUCAUCAGUGUCUGUUGAUCGACGAGAUAACAGUGGAAAUGCGCUGUUUAAAGGAAAGGGAAAACUCGACGAGCCUACAACGAAUUCAGCAGAUGAUAUGUGGGAAUCGCUGGUAUUGGAAUCACCACAACAGAUGAAGGGGAUAAACGAGAGAGCAGAGGAAUUCAUAAAUAAAUUUCGCGCAGACAUGAUGCUUCAGGAGCGGAGGCUCGCUCGUCACUUGUAGCAACUCAUUUUGCAACUCAAGUUCUCCUUUGUGUACCAAGUAGUUUGCUUCGGAAUGAAAGAAAGAUAUGAAUAGUAUAACAAAAUUAGUGUCUUGUAAAAUCAUACUGAAAGCACACAGAGGCGUAGAUUAAUCUAUGUACAGCCUACAUAAUAAACAUCUUCCAUAAACCAUUACAUUCUAUCUAACUCUACUAUGAACUUCUUCAAUGGGUUCUCAAUUCUCAUAAUAAGGUCUCAACGAGCACUGAUGGUGAACCUCAGCUGAGGAAGUCCUUCAUUGGAUCAUCAUGAUGCACUCUCUUCAACCUAUAUGCUUCCAUCUCCUCAGCAGUGGUCUAAAAUACAGACAGCAAUAAGAUCACAUAUGAGUAAGCAAACAAACAGACAAACAAACAAAUGAAGCUGAAAAUUGGAGAGCAAUGCACAAACCUCAUCAUUCCACUUCACAUUGUAUUUCCGCUUCCUUUCAUCUUUCUCUUCCCUUCUCCUUGCAUCUUCCUGCUCAACAGAGAUACAGGUUAAAUAUCAAGUUAUACUCGAAAAUCCAUUUCCAAAUACAACGCUUAAGUAUAAUUUUUACCUUCUUUAGUGCUUCAGCUACU
Molecule: messenger RNA, 3487 nt
Organism: Oldenlandia corymbosa var. corymbosa
Lineage: Eukaryota; Viridiplantae; Streptophyta; Magnoliopsida; Gentianales; Rubiaceae
Source: the annotation of a GenBank genome assembly